GUCGGGGAACUUCCCAGGCGGCGAUGACCAGAGUAGUAAUAACGAAGAAUAGUUAGAGAGUAGAUUAACUAAAUGAUCUUUCGCAUCGAAAAGAACCUUGGGAAGAAGGAAUCCACCAAGAGAGGGGCUCAGGGACGAACUGCAAGCGAACGUGGCGGAUGUCUUGGACCCACGCCCAUCUUUUCACCGCGAUGACUCGAUCGAUGCGUUUGAGUUACGGCUCACUGCUUCAACUUAUUUUUCCCUCGUGGCUCCUCGUGGGAAGUAGAUCGAGAAAUAGACCGCUGUGAUACUCUCUAGUAUUAUUAUUCACACCUGGCUCCUUUCUAUUUUGUCCAUCUUUUCAUCUUGCAUUGGGGUCGACCCAUUAUUGCGUUCCCUUAGGACCCCGCUAGAUACCUACUUAACUUACCCCGCGCUCCGCAAGGAGAGACAAGGAGAAGAAGAACGCAAGAAAAAAGGAGCAGAAUGGCACCCAUUGUCCAUUGUGUUCGUCAUGCCCAGGGGUUUCACAAUCUCUGCACGGAAAACCAUGUCAUCCAGGAUCCUCUUCUGACCGAGUUGGGCGAGGAACAAUGCCGCAAGUUGCGCGACUCAUUUCCUUUUCACUCCCAAAUCGACCUGGUGACCGCGUCCCCGCUGCGUCGAACAAUUUAUACGGCCCUCCUAAGUUUCGAGCCGGUGUUUAAAGAGAAGAAAGAUGUGAAGGUGGUCGCAAUCCCUGAGGCUCAGGAGACCAGCGAUGUGCCUUGCGACACGGGCAGUGACCCUGAUUUCCUGAAGAAGGAAUUCGAAGAGAAGAAACUGCCAGUUGAUCUGUCACUAGUCAAGGAAGGGUGGAACACCAAGAAAGGAAAAUGGGCGCCUGAAACAAAAGCGAUCAAGGACCGUGCCCGUGAGGUAAGACGGUGGCUGAAGGCUCGGCCGGAGAAGGAGAUUGUUCUCGUCACCCACGGAGGCUUCCUCCACUACUUCACAGAGGACUGGGAGGACAGCAGCCAUUAUCAAGGUACCGGUUGGUCCAACACUGAAUACCGUACCUAUCGGUUCACGGAUACGGUAGACACGGAAGAUCUAGAGGGUUACACGGUGGAUGGUGACAACGCAUCUAUCGUGGAGACACUCGACUCCCGCCAGCGUCGUGGCAAGGAGGGCCCUGUUCCCUCCCGCGAGCAACAGAAAACCUUCUACAAGCUGGGAAUCCAGGGCUGGGAUGAUCAAGGCCUGCAGCUCAGUGUUGCCGAGAGAGAAUCUGCAAAAGUCCCCACUGGCAAGGAAGUGGAGGGAACGAGAAUCUGAGCUGCAGAGAAUGUCCCUGAGUGGGGUCGUGACUAUGGAAGACUUACAACACACGUCCUCUUUCCUCCUUACUAUAACUUGCCUUUCUUUUCUUUUCUUUUCUGCCUCAAUACGUUCGCAGGACGCUGGUCUGUAUUGGGAUCAGUCCCUGUUUUUAGAUCCUCUUUAUAUAUACUUCUGCAUAGACUAGAUUACUAAAACAAUAGACUAAGUCAUAUAGAGGGAUUAUAUAUUAAUGGCUAUAUUGUGUUGAAAAGAGAGCGGUGUUA
Molecule: messenger RNA, 1568 nt
Organism: Paecilomyces variotii
Lineage: Eukaryota; Fungi; Ascomycota; Eurotiomycetes; Eurotiales; Thermoascaceae
Product: phosphoglycerate mutase family protein
Exons: 4
Coding region: 469-1299 (276 amino acids)
Cellular component (GO): cytoplasm
Molecular function (GO): phosphatase activity
Source: RefSeq, a predicted model, not a curated record